AUGCAGAACCACCACCGGAAAUCGUCAUCGUUCGUCUCCACCGGAAUCCCCAUCGUCGGCGGAGCCAUUGUAGCCCUCUCACUUCUUUGGGCUUUUUGGCCCAUGAUCAGUUUCAGUUUCACUUCCCCAAACCCCAAUAAUUUCAAAACUGGAGUAGACAGUGCUACUCCAGGUGGACUGAGUGGGCCAGGUGGGUCAGGUAGGUCAGGUGGUCAGGGUUUUAACUUUAACCUGACCCACGACCCACCCGAGUCCACAUUCUACGACGACCCAAAUCUGACCUACACGAUCGAAAAGCCCAUAACAAAUUGGGACCAAAAACGGCGGGAAUGGCUAUGGCUACACCCGUCUUUCAUACCCGGGUUAGAAACCCGGGUCUUGUUAGUAACCGGGUCACAAUCUACCCCAUGCCAGAACCCGAUAGGGGAUCAUCUACUACUAAGGUUCUUCAAAAACAAAGUGGACUAUUGUCGUAUCCACGGGUACGAUAUUUUCUACAAUAACGUACUCCUCCACCCGGAAAUGUUUACCUACUGGGCCAAGAUUCCCGCGGUACGCGCGGCAAUGUUGGCCCACCCGGAAGCCGAGUGGAUCUGGUGGGUCGACUCGGAUGCCGCGUUUACCGAUAUGGAUUUUAAAUUACCGUUACACCGGUAUAAAAAUUACAAUUUUGUUGUACAUGGGUGGCCCGAGUUGAUUUAUAAAAAGAAAAGUUGGACCAGUUUAAAUGCUGGGGUUUUCUUGAUUAGAAAUAGUCAAUGGGCUCUUGAUUUUAUGGAUGUUUGGGCCGGUAUGGGCCCCCAAACUCCGAAUUAUGAAAAAUGGGGCGAGUUGUUGAGAAAAACAUGUAAAGACAAGUUUUUCCCUGAAUCCGAUGAUCAAACGGGUUUGGUUUAUUUAUUAUUAAAAGAAAAGGAAAAAUGGGGGAAUAAAAUCUAUGUGGAAGAUGGGUAUUAUUUUGAAGGGUAUUGGAUGGAAAUAGUGGGGAGGUUGGAGAACAUAACGGAGAAAUAUAACGGCGUUGAGAAGAGGGUGAGUAAGUUAAGGAGGCGACACGCGGAGAAGGUGAGAGGGGCGUAUGUUACGACGUGGGAGGAGUAUUUGAAAGGCGCGGGAUAUGGGAGGGAGGGGUGGAGACGACCGUUUAUGACGCAUUUUACUGGGUGUCAGCCGUGUAGUGGUACGCAUAAUGAGGAGUAUUCUAGGCAAGGUUGUUGGGACGCUAUGCAGAAGGUGUUGAACUUUGGGGAUAAUCAGGUGUUGCGUAAUUAUGGGUUCGUGCACCCGAGUUUAGGGGAUUCGGGCUCGGUUGUGCCUCUACCGUUUGAUUAUCCUGCUUGAGUAGUAAAUUUAGUGGUUGUUACAUGCAUAGAGUUUUAAUUAAAAGGGGUAUGAUUGAAAGUGUAAUUGGUGAAAUUUACUAUAUAUGUUAUAGUGUUUUUUAUGGUGAUAUUUAGUUUAAAAUAAAAAACUCAGGAAGAUGAUAUGUAUCA
Helianthus annuus (common sunflower) is the source of this 1493-nucleotide messenger RNA. Its product is annotated as putative glycosyltransferase 7. Gene Ontology annotation, cellular component: endosome; trans-Golgi network; membrane. Lineage: Eukaryota; Viridiplantae; Streptophyta; Magnoliopsida; Asterales; Asteraceae. Gene Ontology annotation, molecular function: galactosyltransferase activity. The record is from RefSeq and is a predicted model, not a curated record. The coding region runs from base 1 to 1341 and encodes 446 amino acids. The transcript has a single exon.